Messenger RNA from Canariomyces notabilis, 1632 nucleotides. Its product is annotated as GroES-like protein. The record is from RefSeq and is a predicted model, not a curated record. The transcript is spliced from 4 exons. NCBI's taxonomy places the organism in Eukaryota, Fungi, Ascomycota, Sordariomycetes, Sordariales, Chaetomiaceae. The coding region runs from base 126 to 1472 and encodes 448 amino acids. Gene Ontology annotation, molecular function: oxidoreductase activity; zinc ion binding.
CUCAGGCUCAUCUCAGCAUCACAAGCCAUAAAUAUCAUAGCGGACUAUUUGGACUUCUUUGGGAGUCGAAGCAGUAAAACUUGAACGUACAAGUCGAAACACUUGACAACUUGAAGUGAGCUACAAUGGCGUUGAACAUUGCCGCAAAGCAGGCCGAGACGGUCCUCGGCCAUGACGAUAAAGACAGAGCGACGCACACGGAUAUCGCUAAUCCUGACCGUGAGGGCGGAAAGUAUGCGGAUCAGAGCGGAGAGAAGAUGAAGGCGCUGGCAUGGAUGGGCAAGAACGAUGUCCGCGUCAUCGAAGCCAGCAAACCUCGAAUCGUCGAGGAUACGGAUGCCAUUGUCAGAGUGACUGGUACCACAGUAUGUGGCAGCGAUGUCCACAUCAUGCACGGUGUCAUUCUCCAAGUUGAGAAGGGAGACAUACUCGGCCACGAAUUCUGCGGCGUUAUUGAGGCCGUCGGCCCAGCUGUAACCAAACUCAAACCCGGAGAGCGCGUUGUCAACAGCUUUGUGGUGUCGUGCGGAAAGUGCAGGUACUGCAAGCAGAAACUGACGACGGCCUGCGAAAAUACAAACGCAUCCGCCCUCCACGAGAAGCUCUACGGAUCACGCAUGGGCGGCAUCUUUGGCUACUCCCACUUUACCGGCGGCUACGCGGGAGGCCAGGCCGAGUAUGUGCGGAUACCCCUGGCCGAAAACAACCUGCUCAAGCUCCCGCAUUCCAUCCCCGACGAGAAAGGCCUGUAUCUAUCAGACGUCCUGCCCACUUCCUACCACAGCGUCGUCUACACCGGAGUGCAAAAGGACGACACUGUCGCCAUCUGGGGGCUCGGCCCUAUCGGUUUCAUGGCCUGCCAGUGGGCGUUUCUCAAGGGGGCGAAGCGAGUCAUCGGCAUUGACAACAACUGGCGAACCGAGUUCGCCAAGUCCAAGAUCCCCAAGCUCGAGACCAUCAACUACACAACCCUCGCCAAGAAGGAAACUGUGCCCGCCAAGAUUCAUGAGAUGGUCCCCGGCGGCGUCGACGUCAGCAUCGACGCCACCGGAGGAGAGUACGCCAAGAGCCUAGUCCACAAGGUUGAGCUGAAGAUUGGUGCCGAGCAGGAUACGAGUGAGAUGAUCAAUGAGUGCAUCAUGUCGACGAGGAAGUUUGGUGCCGUGGGCAUCAUUGGCGACUAUGUCGGGUUCACCAACCACUUCAACGUGGGAUCACUCAUGGAACGCGGCAUCAAACUCAUUGGGUGCGGCCAGUCUCCAGUCCAGAAGUAUUGGGAAGAGCUCCUGGAGAUGGUAGAGAACGGGACGGUCGACCCAACCAUGAUGCUAACACACCGUUUCCGCAUUGACGAUAUCGACAAAGCCUAUCACCUGCAAGAGAAGAGGGAGGGCGGGCUGGUCAAGUGCUUCGUCGAGACUCGCUUCUCAGCCCAGCCUGCCCCGGGAACACCAGAGGUGACAAGUAUUUAACACUACAUCAUGAUGUCCUUCAAUACAUAUUUUACUACCUACGUGGGAUGGACGUCCAGGGAUGCCUGAAACGCUUUAUUAUCAUUGUUCUUACAUGUAAUAUACGUAAUGUUCCUUUUAAUACUACAUAAGUACUUAGGUACCUACUGGCGUUUCUGGU